AUGGACGAACCGACUAGCGGUGGCACGGCGCCAGGUGAGCGAGGAUACCGCCGCAUGAGGCUGGCUGCCAUGGCGGGGAAUCUGUACAGAUCAGGCCAGCAGGCCGUGAGCGGUAUGAAGGAGCAGUACGCGCAAACCAUGGGACCUGUGGAAGGCGGCGGCGACGGACACGGAAGGACAAGUAUUCCGGGCGCGUUUCCCGACGUCGAGAUCCACGUCCAGGGCCACCAGCAGAUGGUGCUCUUUCCGUCCUACGCGAUAAGACACAUCAAGAGGGACUGGGACAGGUUCGAGCAGAUGCUGUCUUCACAACACGAUGCCAACGGCAGCAUGGGUGCAGCAGCAGGCGACGAGUCGGCCGCCAAGGAUGGAGUAUACUGGCGCCAGGAGUGGGAGAGGCACGAGGAUGAGAAGGCCGUCGUCGACGUCGACGUCAGAGGGUGGAUCUACUCACCGCAGCUGGGACCCGUGACCAGGAGGAACAGGAUGCUCAUCGGGCUCGCUCGCCAGCUGAGCGGUAUCCCGCCGCCUAGGAAUGACACGCCUGCCAGCAACAGCGAGGGUGGAGGCUCCGAACCGGCGCCGGACAGCCUCCGCGCCCACCACCAGAUGCACGAGGCGCAGCGGGAGCAGGAGAGGAUCGAGCGCGAGGCGGCGCAGAUCGAGCGUCGCGGGCGGGAAGAGGAGCGCGUGGCGUUCCGCGGAGGAUACAGCGAGAGGCCCCGGCCCGGCCCGGACGCCGCCUCCAGGGCGACGACGCGGAGCGAGCCCAACUCUGCCCCGGUGAGCCCGACACAGUCGGCAUUGGCAUACGGCGGACCGCAGCCCAACGAGAUGAGCGAGGCGGAGCUAGCCAUUGCGAAUGCCAACCUGAUGGCGCGCAUCGCGCCGUUCAUGACGACGCCUCUGGUGUCGAUGCCCGUCACCGUCUUCUUCUACAACGAGACGCGGUCGCGGUCACGAACCAUCAUGACCAACGAUGCAGGCCACUUCAACCUGCGCGCGGCGCUCGACUUUGUGCCCACGCACGUCAAAGUGCUCACCAACGAAUCGCUGUCGGCCAUCAACAAGGUGGCCAUCACGGAGCCGAAGGGGAUCAGCCUCAUCAGCGACGUCGACGAUACGAUCAAGCGAUCCAACAUCUCGGGGGGUGCCAAGGAGAUCUUCCGCAACACCUUCGUCCGCGACCUGAAGGACCUGAUGGUCGACGGCGUUGCGGGCUGGUACAACGAGAUGCACCGCAUGGGCGUCAGCAUCCACUACUGCUCCAACAGUCCCUGGCAGCUGUACCCCGUGCUGAGCACCUUCUUCAAGGCCGUCGGACUACCGCCCGGGUCACUCCACCUGAAGCAGUACUCCGGUAUGCUCCAAGGCAUCUUUGAGCCGGUCGCCGAGCGCAAGAAGUCUACGCUCGACCGCCUCCUGCGUGACUUCCCACAGAGGAAGUUCAUCCUCGUUGGUGACAGCGGCGAGGCAGACCUGGAGGUGUAUACUGAGCUUGCGCUUGCCAACCCGGGCCGCAUCCUCGCCGUGUUCAUCCGCGACGUCACUACAACCGAGCAAGCGGGUUUCUUCGACAACUCCUUUGGAGCGAGCAGUACGAGUGCCUUACCCCGCAGACAGUCCGGUCCGCCGCCCAACGACGGUCGCAACCGCUCAGGAACGCCCCGACAGCAAACGUCUCCGAGGCUAGGGGCCCGGCAGCAGGAGAAGCCGCGUCAGAACUCGGGUCCCGUCAUGGGUGACCUGAUUGAUCUGUCAGAGCCCGCCACCGUGACCAGCCACAGUGAUAGCAAACCUGCUGGGUCGGCAAAUGGACGCAAGCUGCCGCCGCCGCGACCAGCCAAACCAGCUGCCCUGCGAAGCGCGCCGUCUCUCGUCGGUCUUGGACAGCAGCAGCAGCAGCAGCAGCAACGGCAACGGCAACGAGGCCCCGCAUCGGUCCCUCCCCUACCAGCGAGGAAGCCGCUGCCACCCUCCAAGACGACAUCAUCUACGGGAGCAGAGGCAGGGGCAGAUUCCCCACCCCCUCCCCCGCCACCCCGACGACGCAGCUUCUGGAACAGCAAUGCGGACGUCGAUGAGCAGCCUCUCCCUCCGCCGGCUGUAGGCACAGCGUCAGCGGCCUACAGCCGGUCCCGUCCCGAACCCAGGACGAACAAGUGGUCCCCCGCCGCGUCGCCGGAUUCUUCACCCACGCUAGGCCCGCAAGUCCCUAGGAAGGUUGAGCUGUGGACUAGGCGGCUGUCAAGGGCACAUGAGCAGCUAGACCAUCUUGGCGUGCUGCUGUAUACGUGGCGCACGGGCGGGGAUGUGGUCGAAGAGGCGGUGGGGAUAGUUGAACAGGCUAAGAGGAAGAUGGGUAUGUAG
Messenger RNA from Geosmithia morbida, 2370 nucleotides. RefSeq names its product Phosphatidate phosphatase APP1. The coding region runs from base 1 to 2370 and encodes 789 amino acids. The record is from RefSeq and is a predicted model, not a curated record. Lineage: Eukaryota; Fungi; Ascomycota; Sordariomycetes; Hypocreales; Bionectriaceae. The transcript has a single exon. Gene Ontology annotation, cellular component: actin cortical patch. Gene Ontology annotation, molecular function: phosphatidate phosphatase activity.